Coffea eugenioides is the source of this 1487-nucleotide messenger RNA. RefSeq names its product protein phosphatase methylesterase 1. The transcript has 13 exons. Lineage: Eukaryota; Viridiplantae; Streptophyta; Magnoliopsida; Gentianales; Rubiaceae. The record is from RefSeq and is a predicted model, not a curated record. Gene Ontology annotation, biological process: protein demethylation. Gene Ontology annotation, molecular function: protein methylesterase activity. The coding region runs from base 73 to 1161 and encodes 362 amino acids.
CAAAUAAUACUUAGUAACUGAAAAAUCAAAAAAAAAAAAAAAAGUGAAAAAGUGAUCAGUCUUGAGAUUUUGAUGAUGGACUCAUCGGCGCCGUCCAACUUAGCUCCCUUGUCGGAGGAGUCGCCGCCGGCAGAAACCUCCGCCAGAGAUUGCAGCAAUAAUCCUCCUGAUCAUAACAAUAUUAACGAUGAAGUUCCUUCCGCGUUCUCUUCCGUUCCUGCUCGUCCUCCAAUUCAGACAUCUUCUCAAAAAUAUGCACCUCUAGAUUGGUCUGGAUAUUUUGACCGUGAGGAUGAUGUUUCCAUUCCUGGUUCCAAUGAUGUCUUUCAUGUCUACUUGGCAGGAACACAAGGACCAGUUAUCUUUUGUUUGCAUGGAGGUGGUUAUACUGGGCUUUCAUUUGCACUGUCUGCAAGUAAAAUUAAGGAGAAAGUUCGUGUUGUAGCUAUGGACUUCAGAGGACAUGGAAAGUCAUCCACAGAAAAUGAGUUAGAUUUGUCUAUUGAGACUCUGUGCAGUGAUGUAUUAGCUGUGUUGAAGACAAUGUAUGGAGAUUCUCCUCCCGCAAUUGUGCUUGUUGGCCACAGCAUGGGAGGGUCCGUUGCGGUUCAUGUUGCUGCAAGGAAACAGCUACCUACCUUGUGUGGACUUGUUGUAGUGGAUGUUGUUGAGGGUACAGCAAUGGCCUCAUUGAUUCAUAUGCAGAAAAUUCUUACAAACAGAAUGCAGCAUUUUCCUACCAUUGAGAAAGCGAUUGAAUGGAGUGUCAAAGGAGGCUCUUUAAGAAAUAUAGAGUCAGCACGAGUAUCAAUUCCUAGUACUCUAAUUUACGAUGAUUCAAAGAGAUGUUAUACCUACACAGCGAAACUGGAGGAAACAGAACAACAUUGGAGAGGCUGGUAUGAAGGCCUUUCAGAAAAAUUUUUAUCAAGCCCUGUACCAAAACUCUUGCUUCUGGCUGGGACAGAUAGGCUGGACAGAGCUCUCACAAUAGGCCAAAUGCAAGGCAAGUUUCAGAUGGUGGUAGUUAGACAUACAGGCCAUGCUAUACAGGAAGAUGUACCUGAUGAAUUUGCUGAUUUUAUACUUAAUUUUGUUUCUCGGAAUCGGAUAGGUCCUCGAGGAAUUGAGAUUCCAGGAAUAAAAAGUUGGAGAUCGUAGUCAAAUGCAAUAAACAACCAAAGCAUUUUAGGAGAAGCGCCCCCAUGAUGGUGCUACGGCUGUCAGGUUGCGAUUGUACUGGUUGUGUAUGUAAUGCUUUUGCUAAAAAUUUCCAAGAGUCAUGUCAUGAAGACUUGCUGAAAGUGAUUUUAGCUUCCUGAGGUAUCACAUUGUUAGAUUACUGGAAAACAAAGUAGGGUAAUGUUAAACUUGCAGGAUUAUAUCCAUUGCUGCUUGUUCACUUUGAUGACCAAAAAGUUCAAACUCGAAUGAAAUAUCAGUUGAGAUUUUUUUGCUCAACUGGUAAGAACAUCGUUUUCUUUAUU